UCCACAGCUCAUGCAUGGCUGCCUUUUGUGUUGUUUGCUUAAUUCGGUGCUCUGCUAAAUGCUGCUCCUCUCCCCGCACUGCACAGCUGAGUAUUCUGCAGUCUCUUAGUGUUUAGAUGAUGCCGAUGUUCACCUUUGUCAAGCCUUCCUGCUCCUUGUGUGUGUGUGUGUGUGCUCUAAAAUGAUGCUAACGCUGCUCUCUGAUGUAUCGUUGGCGAGGAGGAGGAUUGCUGUGCAAGGGAAGUGCAUGUCUCUCUUUGCAUUGCAAUAGCUUGAGCUCAAUGGUUGUUCCCUUUGUCUCCAGCUCCAAAUGAGUGUACCUGCAGCAACGGCACAGAACUCAGACGGCAACAACAGUGAAAUGCAAUCAGCUGCAGUGGCUCCCUCCUUCCUCCCCAGCCAGUCGGGGAAGAUACCGGGCAGGAAGAGAGGGAGACCCCCGCUCCGCAACGUCGCCAAGAUGGAUUUUCCAAAUCGUUACCCCGAGUCGCUCCCUCCACUCAAAGUGCCAAAGAAGAGGGGGAGAAAGCCGGGUUUCAAGCUCAAACCCAGGAUGGUGAUGACACCGUUGGCGAUCUCUCCGCCCAGCAGCACCCCGGAGCCCGACAUGAGCUCCAUUCCGCAGGAUGCCGCCACCAUCCCCCACUCGGCCACGCCCCAGGUGCUUACAGUCUGUAUUUACAUCAACAAGCAGGCCAACACGGGCCCCAACCUGGACAGGAAGAAGAUCCAGCAGCUCCCCGAUCACUUCGGACCCGACAGGCCGUCCGUGGUACUGCAGCAGGCCGUCCAAGGCUGCAUCGACAGCGCCUUCCUGCAGAAGACGGUGUUCACUCUCCUCACACAAGGCUACGGGGGAGAAAAAAUAUCAGCCACAUUCGAUGGGAAGCAGCACCUCCUCAGCCUCCCCGUGGUGAACAGCAUCGACUAUGUGCUGCGCUUUCUGAAGAAGCUUUGCCGCAGCCUGCACUGUGAAAACCUCUUCAGCGAUCAGCCCAUCACCCAACACAGCGGGGGCUCCUACCAUUCAGAUGCUGAGACGUCGAUGGCCGAGGACUACCAUUUAGACCAGUCCGACGGCAAGCGCUACUCCAUGGACCCGGGCGAGUCCGCUUUCGGCUCCAUCAGCUCGUCCUACUCGCCGAAGUCCUACGGGUUUCGCUCGUCGCAGCAGUUCACCAACGGCUCGGCCUCCAUGAGCAUGUGCAGACAGUCGGCCACCAGCCCGAGCACAUUCCCAGAGAGCAACAGGACGGGAGGUUACAGCGCAGCUUCAGAGUCCCAGGACUCCAAAGCUCCAUCCAACAAGGACCCAACCACCUGGUCUGUGGACGAUGUGGUCUGGUUCAUCAGGGAUGCGGACCCCCAGGCUCUCGGCCCCCAUUCAGACGUCUUUAGGAAACAUGAGAUCGACGGGAACGCUUUGUUACUCCUGAAGAGCGACAUGAUCAUGAAGUACCUCGGACUGAAGCUGGGUCCGGCCUUGAAGCUUUGCUUCCACAUCGACAAACUAAAGCAGACUAAGUUCUGAUAACCUUCUGCUAUGUAUAUUUCCUUUUCCGUGAAUCCGACGAUACAUCUCCAGGUCUGUGAGAGAACGGGAAGCGAGUAUAGGAUCCCCAGGAGUGAGAUGCAUCAUUUCCUUUCCUGCUGUAAAAGGAUCAAAGCAAAUGGGUUGCCACUUUUACCGAUACUUUAACUUAUUUUUGCUCGGAAUGAGGGGGCUUAUGCGUGAAAAAAAUGCGAUGUGACGUAGAAAUUCAAGAAAACAACACAAAGACUGACACAUUCAGGUAUUACUUCAUCUUCAGUCUUUUAUGAAGACGUUUGUAACCCACAUUUUAACAUUAACAGGGUGUGAUAAAAGUAGGUAAGUGUGAGUAGAGUAAAUGUUAGCUUCUCCAACUAGAAGUUUAUGGACCAUCAAACCAGGUUGUUGUUUUAGGUCCUUGAGUUUUACUUUUACAGCUAACACAUUAUAAAAAAAGAUGGUUAAGCUAGUCUUUCACCUUAAGUUAGUUCUCCUUAAACCUGCAAUAACUGAGUUUAUUUUACACUUGAGGGCAGUGGAAACAAGAUGACAUUGACAUGUGGCUAACUUUUAGCCAAUAGUCGCUUAUAUACACACCAAAUCACACAUUUGGCCAAAUGUCUCUGGUCACCUGAUGAAUGUAAAUCCAAUUAUAACUCUCUUUAAACUCUGUUUUGGUCUCCACCAACUCCAGAGGGAAAUAGCUAGCUCCUUAGCUACUAAAUGCUCCACGAUGUUCACCAGCUAGUCGUAUUGUCUGUAUCUGCUGUUCGGUGCUCAGCAGGUAGCGUACAGGUGUUUAGAGCUUAUUUUCUCCGAAAACAGCUGCCUGCUGUUCUGAAAAUAGGAUGCCAUGAGAUUAGUGGGAAUGAACCAAAAUAAUACCGGGCAGCCUAGAAAUGACCCGCUACAGAGAUAUGUAAAGCCCAGAGGAACUGCAGAUUCAGGUGACAAUUCUCUGUUUUACAUUCACAUUUUUAAAAUGAUAUUAAUCAAGCCGCUUGUCUUGAGCAGAGAAACUGAGUGUUCAAAUCUGGUUGGAUGAAGGAGGAAUAUUUUCCACUAAAAGGACAACCUGAAUCCCUUCUCUCUUCCCAUUGGCUCGCAGACCUGGGUUCUCCACAUGUGAGGACCCUCUUGGUACAUGUUGCUGAGGAUUUCCAUGAUGUCACGUCGUGAUCAUCACAAAUCCACCCCUCUCUUCUCUUAUUUACUUAUUUACUCUAUACUUCCGGCACAUAUUUUAAACUAAAAACAGAUUCAGAUGAGAUGGUGGAAUGCAUCCUUCGAAACUCAUUAACAUAUCAGUAAAGGAAGGCCAGUAUAAGAAUAUGUUUCUCAUAAACCUUCACAAAUAUGUGUAUAUAUGUAUAUAUAUAUAUACAUAUAUACCUCACUUUAGGAUCUCAUGUUUACAAAUCUGACAACAUAUGUGAGAAACAGUGCAACACUACACUGCUUUUUGAUUGAGAGUAAAUUGUUUUGAUACUAUUUUUUCACAUUACUGUGUAACAAAAAAGUACUGUUCCCAUUGGAUUCAUUUUUAUUAUAAUUUAAUAUAUUUUAAAAAAACCAUAACCUUUACAAAGCAUAGCCUACAAACAGUAGAAAGACAGUAGCUCUCUUGGUAGUACAGUAUAUAUAAAGAAAAAUGAGAGCAUUGUGAAUGUGAUAUAUUUAUGUUUCAAUAUGCAAGAUUGUUACAUGCCAAUUAUCUCCAUCGGCUUUUCGUGUAUACUCAUAAGAACGUCUUUUUCAAUGCAUAUGUUUCUAUCAAGCAUCAGUGUUGAUAGUGACGCUUUCAAAACACACUAAAAACUUAAAUGUUACACUGGUUUAACCUACACGGCCAUGUACAUGGGUAUAUAAUAUAGUAUUGCUUAUGUAUGCCACUUUUGGUGUACAGUAUGCAUCCUUUUUUAAUCAAUUAACCUUUUGAAGUGAAUGCUGCUGUAAAUAUAUGACAUGUAAGCCAUGCCUAGUGAGAUCAAACUGAGGUAUUUUAUUUUGAAAAUCACUAUGAAUAAGAGUUUUAGAGGACGCUGAGCGGAUCAGUCCUCUAUCCUGGUGCUAAAGUUAUCUAUGUAUUUAACGGUUUGCUUUUGUGUUUGUGAGAUGUAAAAGGAAAUCAUAUGUGUAUACUGUACUGUGAGCAUUAAAUUAAGAAAUCAUAUACUCAGAGA
Pseudoliparis swirei is the source of this 3714-nucleotide messenger RNA. RefSeq names its product sex comb on midleg-like protein 4. The transcript is spliced from 7 exons. The record is from RefSeq and is a predicted model, not a curated record. Bases 311 to 1531 code for a protein of 406 amino acids. Lineage: Eukaryota; Metazoa; Chordata; Actinopteri; Perciformes; Liparidae. Gene Ontology annotation, molecular function: protein binding.